UGCAUUCACAAAAAUGAAAAUUGAAAUUGUCAGUGGGGUCAACCGCUGCCGAAAACGUCAAAAUUACCAAGUAAAAUGUCUCAACAAUCUGAAACCAAUCAAACACAUUUGCCCAGAAGAACACCGGUUAGUCUUAACAGCAUCAAAGAACAUGUUCGCCACUUGGCUGAAGAACUAGAAAUAGAUGGUGCUGAUGGAUUACAAGGAAAUGAAAUGGAAAUAAUCGCUUUGAUCAGGAACUGUCCUCUUUUAUACGAUAAAUCGUUUCCAGAUUAUAACGAUUCCAAGAAAAAAGACCAGGCUUGGAAAGCAAUAGGGGAAGUGUUCAACGUUACAAGUAGAGAUCUUCAACAAUUCUGGGAAGCUUUGAAACAAUCAUUCGUUGAAUUUUCAGGAAGAAGAGUCAAAGGGAAUGCUACGAAUUAUCCUACAUACUUUGAUGAAAUGCAAUUCUUGAAUGCUGUCAAUACGAGUAUGAGAAGCAGAAAACCAUCUUGUAGUUCUACCAUUCAACGAAGAGAUGAUAGUGGUUCUACUGCUUCGAGCGAACCAGAUGAUACCAAUACAUGCAAUGAGCUGAAUGUAGAUGCUCUCAUAGAAAAAAUUCGGAUCAAUCCGAUUCUUUAUGAUCGAAAACACAGAGAUGCAAAGAAUCACGAUUUGAAAUUGAAAACUUGGAAAAAACUUGCGAAAGAAAUUGGAAUACCAGUUUCUGAUUGUGUGAACAGAUGGAAAAUUUUGAGAGAAAAAUAUGCUAAGGAAAGGAAAUAUAGGAAAAGUAACCCAGAUGGACGUAAAUGGUACUUAUUCGAGAAAUUGUCAUUUCUAGAAGCCCACGUCUUUAAGAAAAGGUAUUCACAUACCCAUAUGCCAGCUAGAGUUCCUAGAGGAUUUUUGAACAAUGAUGCAGCUAAUCCUCUGAGAGAUGAUAUGUACUCGUCUUCUAAGUCAGUUGUAAAUGAUAAUCAGGCUCAAGGAUUGGUGUUAGAGUCAAGAGGACCGAAGUCAAAUGCUGAAUAUGAUAUGAUUCUUGACCAAAUGAGUACACGUCAGUUUUUUGAGGACAAUAAUGGAACAAUAGAUGAUAUUUUUGUUUCAAGUGUUAUUGAAGAAUCACUUAAGGACGAAGAUGAAUUAUUUGCACUAACUAUUGCAGCUGAAUUGAAGAGAAUCACUAAUUCUAGGAAAAAAAUUAAGCUGAAAGCGGAUAUUUACAAAUUGCUUCAAGCAAAUUUGCAACAGUAAGAAAAGGAGAUUCUUAGUUACUAGAUGUUAUACAUUAUCUUAAAAUUGGAACAUAUUAUACUUAAAAGCUAAAAAUAAAAAUUAUACCCUGUAUUUC
Harmonia axyridis is the source of this 1342-nucleotide messenger RNA. RefSeq lists its product as uncharacterized. The transcript is spliced from 7 exons. Bases 76 to 1245 code for a protein of 389 amino acids. NCBI's taxonomy places the organism in Eukaryota, Metazoa, Arthropoda, Insecta, Coleoptera, Coccinellidae. The record is from RefSeq and is a predicted model, not a curated record. Gene Ontology annotation, biological process: regulation of transcription by RNA polymerase II. Gene Ontology annotation, cellular component: transcription regulator complex; nucleus.